AUCCUCGGCUUUAGCGUGAGAGUAGACCAUUUGUGCGCAGUGACUCAGCUCUUCAUUCCUGCCGGCUUUGCACUUAAGUCCUCGAUGUGGAUCUGUAGGAGACGGCGGACUUGUGUGGUGUGCGCUGCGGCGGUCUGGCCCUUGCAAAAUGCAUGCAAGAGCAUGUUGUCCUGAUCCUGCGUGACCCAGAAGAGAAGAGGCUUCUCUGGAAGUUUGUGAGCGUUUGAGAUGUCUCUGCACGAGUUCUUGCGGGAGAGCGGCGAGGCGUCCCAACGGAUCAUGGGCAGGCUCAGUCUUAUGAUACAGAACUUGGACAUCUCGGGACUUGGUUCUUCUUUUCCUUUCGGCCCUGGCAGCCGCAAGAAUUCCUGGAGGGACUGGGACGAUGAGAUCAUGCAACUGGACAGCAGUCCUCUGCGUGCCGCUGAUAUCACGCCUGAACUCAGGAAGCAGUUCGCUUUUCUUACAGGAGGCAGGGGAGACAACGGCAGCCCCAUCAUCGUGUUCCCGGAAUUCCCAGCUUUUGGCGAGAUCACAGACAGAGAGUUUCAUAACGUGCUCACCUACCUGACCAGUGUACCCAGUUUGCCAUCAACGGACGUGGGCUUCAUUCUUGUCAUCGAUCGCCGGCAGGACCGAUGGGCGGCCGUCAAAGGGACCCUGCUUCGGAUCGCGGGCUCAUUCCCUGGAAACCUCCAGCUGGUUCUGGUCCUGAGGCCCACCACCCUGUUCCAGCGCACGCUCUCCGACAUCCUCUUCAAGUUCAACAAAGAUGAGUUCAAGAUGAAAGUGCCAGUGAUCAUGCUGAGCUCAGUAAGUGAGCUUCACUCGUACAUUGACCACACACAGCUGACCCAUGAACUUGGGGGGACGCAGGUGUACUGUCACCAGAAGUGGAUCUCUCACCGCACGGCCAUCGAAGGAUUUGCGUUGAUGGUGAAGAAGACGGCCCAGGCCCUGCAGUCUUUUGGUGCUGAGCUGGCAGAAACAGAACUCCCCAAUGAGACCCAGGCCACCACCAUCCUGCUCAGUGCACACGGCAGCAAGAGAGACAAGAUGAAGGAUGAUCUGCUGGUGUCUCUGAGGCAUGGCAGAAGGCUGCUGGAGAGCAUUAACGAGCCUGUGAUGCAGAACCCCGACCACAACAUGAACCAAGACGAACUGGAGAACCUGGCAACAGUGCAGAGAUUGCUCUCUCAGGUGGACGAGACCGAAAUAGCUUUUGACGAAUUCUGGGGGAAGCACCGGUCCAAACUGGAGCAAUGUCUCCAGCUGCGUCACUUUGAGGACAACUACAAGGAGGUUAGAGUUCUGCUGGAUCAGGUGUUGGAGAAAGUGUCCACCUUCUCGGAGGUGGGCAUCAGCCCCGUCCACGCUGACCAUAUCUUAAGCGAGCUCACCACCUAUGAGGAGACAGUCAGUGAGGUCCUGGACAGAGCUCUGGCUUUGGCGCGAGAAGGUGACGACCUCAUCGAGAAGGCUCACUAUGCUCAGGAUUCUAUUCUGCCCAAAAGUAGCGAGCUCCGAGCGGUAGGACAGGUCCUGAGUGCCGACUUGAAGGCCAAGAAGGAGCAGCUGCUCAAAGCCCGAGAGCUGCAUGGCUGUUUAGAGAGGGCUUCAAAAUGGUGCGACGACGGUAUUUACCUUCUGGCGUCUCAGCCCGUGGACAAGUGUCAAUCACACGAGGGGGCAGAGUUAGCCCUGCAGGAGCUGGAGGGUUUCCUGGCCGAAGCAGACCAAGAACGAUUGUCGGAUCCUAGUAACAUCUGGAGAGAUUAUGAGGAAGUGCUCAACCAGCAGCUCAAGGACCAAGUGGAGAAGGUCUUCCAGAAGCAGACGUCCAUGCAAGAGAUGUUCGACAAGAGGAGGGUCAGCCUGAAUAAGUUGGCAGCCAAGCAGACCAGACCAGUGCAGCCAGUAGCCCCACGACCUGAAGCUUUCAUCAAAUCUCCCAUCAGCUCACCAGCGCAUAGAGGUAAACUGGAUCGGAGUGCCUCCGGGGGAAACACUGGAAGUUCUGAGAAAGGGGACGAACAGCUACAGAACGGACACGGUAACUGCAGACACGGCUCUCUGUCGGAAGAGGACGAGAAUUUGGCUGUGCUGAGGAGGCACGUCAUGAACGAGCUGCUGGAAACUGAGAGAGCUUACGUCGAGGAGCUGCUGUGUGUGUUACAGGGCUACGCCUCCGAGAUGGAUAACCUAGCAAUGGCGCACCUCAUCCCCGCUUCGUUGCAGAACAAAAAGGAAGUUCUGUUUGGCAACAUGCCUGAAAUCUACCACUUCCACAAGAGGACGUUUUUGAGGGAGCUGGAGCUGUACGCCGACUGUCCAGAAUUGGUUGGGAGAUGUUUCUUGGAAAGGAUGACAGACCUGCAGAUCUACGAGAAGUACUGCCACAACAAGCCCCGCUCCGAAAGCCUCUGGAGGCAGUGCUCCGACGCCGCCUUCUUCCAGGAGUGUCAGAAAAAGCUUGAGCAUAAACUGGGCUUAGAUUCAUACCUGCUGAAGCCUGUACAGAGAAUCACCAAAUACCAACUGCUGCUUAAGGAAAUGCUUAAAUACAGUAAAGGCUGUGAGGGGGCCGACGACUUGCAGGAGGCUCUGACGUCCAUCUUGGGUAUUCUUAAGGCUGUUAAUGACUCCAUGCACCUCAUCGCCAUUACAGGAUAUGAGGGGAACCUGGGUGACCUUGGCAAGCUGCUGAUGCAGGGUUCGUUCAGCGUGUGGACAGAGCACAAGAAAGGCCACGUCAAGGUCAAGGACCUGGCCCGUUUCAAGCCCAUGCAGAGGCACCUCUUCCUGCACGAGAAGGCCCUGCUCUUUUGCAAGAAGAGGGAGGAGAACGGGGAGGGCUACGAGAAAGCUCCCUCCUAUAGCUUCAAGCAGUCGCUCAGUAUGAACGCUGUGGGAAUUACCGAGAACGCCAAAGGAGGAGAUAAAAAGUUUGAAAUCUGGAGCAACUCCAGAGAAGAGGUCUUCAUUGUACAGGCCCUGACUGCUGAAGUGAAGACCACCUGGGUGAACGAGAUUAGGAAGGUUUUGACCACUCAGCUGGAGGCGUGCAGAGAGGCCAGCCAGCAGAGGGCGCCAGAUCAAUGUAUCCCAGGUCCCACUGUGACAAGUGGACCAGAGAACGUUAGCAGUCCUUUCAAAAUGCGCCAAAGGAGUCUGAAAAAAGGAGAACUCGAUGCCAAUUCCUCUCCUUCGCCAAAGUCAGUAGGAAAAGACGAGAGAGCCACAAGCCCUACCUCAGACAGAACCGCCAUGGCUAAAAAGCGCUUUACUUUACAGGGCUUCAGUAACCUCAAAACCCAGAAAGAGGCGCCAACCACAGAUGAUAAGAGUUUCACCUUACCCAUGACCACUCUGUUGUCAGCAGGAUCUCCAACUAGCCCCGAUCACAAGACCAAGCGCCAGAGCGACCCGACGCCUUUCGGCUUCAAAGGCUGGAACAAGACAUCUCUAUCGCUAGACGCCUCAGAGGAAAAUGAAGGCUACUCCAGUGGCGAAGAGCCUCUUAACUCAGACCCUGAGGACGACAACAGCAAGAAGCUGUGUGCUGGUAAAUACACUGUGACUGGCGACUAUGAGAAAGUUUCCACUCAAGACGUGGCAGUGAAAAGCGGAGACGUGGUGCAGCUGGUGAAAGAAGCGGAGGAUGGACAGUGGUUAGUGCGGAACCUGAACACAUCUAUGGAGGGCUGGAUGGCCACGGCUAAUCUGGUGACGCUCAUCGCCAAGUCCAAGUCGUGCCAGUCCCUCACCAGCUCAGAAGGCAGUGGAUCAGAACACCUCAGCACGUCGUCUAGUUCCAGCGAGACGUGCGCGCCGUUCUCCGACAGCAAAUCCUGAGCUGCCCACCGCCGCCUUCCUUCCUUCCUCCCUCAUGAACGUCUUGUGGCUGUCAGUGAUGUAUUUGUCAGCAUUGAAACCAGCAGAUUUCACCCACCCAAAGCCUCACACCCGUCCAAUGUGAGUAGCAGAGGAUACAUACCGAAAUGCAUUAUGUUUAUUUGGAUAACAUAAGAUGAAGUUAUAGAGGUAACGGGCCAGCAGGACUGAUCUCAGUUAUUAGUGUACAGUAUGGGGACCACCUGCAUCAAGUCACCCACAGUGAAAGCACAAUUUAAAACCUUUGAUAAUGGUUCUGACACAUUUUAUUUAUUUGUAAGGAAAAAACACGUACUUUAGUCAGAUUUACUUCUAAUAUCUUAUUUUUUUACUGUGUCCUUUCAGUAAAGUCAUUACUGUUAGAUAAUGAUGUUUUUGCCAUCAGCUUUCCAGACUCGUAUUUGUUUGUCUGUCAGGCUCCUCGGCUGUGUCAUCUGUUCACUACAAUCUACAAAAAAAAACCUGAAGAAAAUAUUGUUUAUAAUCAGAGAUGACUGUAUAGCGCUAUAACUUAUUCCAUUCAUGUUUUGAAUGUAGAUAUUGUUUAUUAAUGCCUGUCAUGAGAUGUUUAUUAUUGGAGCUGCUAUAUUGUACAUUAUGUAUGGUGAUGUCACUGCCUUGUGACUUUUUUAUAUAUAUACAGUAUAUAUAAGUAAAAAGAACUUGAUGAUAAUGCUGUCAUGUUUG
Nerophis lumbriciformis (worm pipefish) is the source of this 4581-nucleotide messenger RNA. RefSeq names its product mcf.2 cell line derived transforming sequence-like b (gene mcf2lb). Lineage: Eukaryota; Metazoa; Chordata; Actinopteri; Syngnathiformes; Syngnathidae. Gene Ontology annotation, biological process: intracellular signal transduction; positive regulation of Rho protein signal transduction. The record is from RefSeq and is a predicted model, not a curated record. Gene Ontology annotation, cellular component: cytoplasm. Gene Ontology annotation, molecular function: guanyl-nucleotide exchange factor activity; protein binding.